AUGUCCCCCGGCGCACAGGCCGGGAUUGUGGUCGGUGUCCUCGGCAUUGCUGCCAUCAUGCUUGGGCUUGUUUUCUUCUGGCUGCACCGUAAAAAGCGCGCCUUGCAAAGGGCUCUUCGCCCCGAAAAGUAUCUCCCGCCAGAUGACAAGUGCAACCCGGUUUCCAAAUUCGCCUCUGGUCUCUAUACUAGCAGCACGUCGACUAUUUUAACUGUAGCGGAGAUGUUCAAGCAUCCGAGCAAGGAGCGCGCGACCUCCAUCACCGACGCAGGCAGCAGCAUCUACUCCACCAACCAGACGCACGGCGGCUACCGCACCUCGAACACCGUCUGGCUGUGGAAGCACCGGGUGGCCACAUUCGCCGACCGGACGUACAGCGCCACAUCAACGGCUCUGCACACCAUUGCGGAGAAGCUCCACGCCGUUCCCAAAACGGAGGAGCCAUGCUCCGACACCAGCAGUCGACACUCGCACGGCUACAUCUUCGCGCAGGAAUUCCGGCACCUGCCCCCGCCGCCGCCCCCGAAACCAGCCAGAGUCCAGAAGAUCGUCUCCCGCCUAUACCACAGCCACGGUUCCAUCGCCAAGCCCGCAGCGGGCAAGCUCAGGUCCCUCGAGAUGAACAACGCUGCGUCACCCUGGAGCAGCAUGAGCGGUCGCAACCGGUACCAGGUGGAAUAUGACCAACACCAGUUUCCGCCACCGUGCGAGACCCCCGAUGCGCUGGACCUGGUCAAGGUGCGCAGCGUCUCAUCCGGAACCGUCGCUCUCAGUGAUCCCGCCGCUAUCAGCGUGGAUGCGUUGGCAGGCCGCAUCUCCGGCGAGAAUCUGCCCCCGCAGCAGAUGCGGAGCGCCAAGAGCGCGAGUCCCGCCCCAUCCCACCGCUCCCCAACGCAAAUGGAAGUCCCGUCCGUGAAGCUGUGGACGACGCAGAUAUUCCGCGUGGAGAUGGAUUUCGCGCCCCGCCACGACGGACACCUAGCGGUCCGCGAGGGACAGGUGGUGCGACUCGAGCAGAUCUUUGACAAUGGAUGGGCACUGUGCGUCCUUCUCGAGACCGAUACGCAAGGCCUCCUCCCGCGCGCGUGCCUAUCCACCUGGCCAAUCAAGGAACGCCGCCACUACGCGCCCAGCAGCACGUACUCCGAGCGCGCAGGCGUCUCCCCGACGGAUUCGCAGUCCAUCCGGUUCUACCGACAGCAUUCGCGGCCGAGCACGCCGAAGCCGUCGAGUGUGAAGAAACAGGCGAUUUCGGCGUCGUUGUCGACGGUCUUCUGCGUUUAA
Molecule: messenger RNA, 1284 nt
Organism: Aspergillus clavatus NRRL 1
Lineage: Eukaryota; Fungi; Ascomycota; Eurotiomycetes; Eurotiales; Aspergillaceae
Exons: 2
Coding region: 1-1284 (427 amino acids)
Molecular function (GO): protein binding
Source: RefSeq, a predicted model, not a curated record